GCAUGCCGAAUAGUAGAAAUAUCAAUAGCACUAACAACAGAUACUACUACUACGGAUACUACAACAACAAUAGCGGCCGCAACGAAACAGAAAACGGUGAGAAAAGUAGUUGAUCCGUUUGUGGCAGCUGCGUCGCGAACGGUGGAAGACAGCGAAAAAAAGAACGUCAAUCGCAACAUAACGCCGAGCUGGCGAAGAUCUCUUGAGGCUAGGCAUCCAUCAAGACUAAGCAUUAGCAGUCAUCGCGGCCGCGGUUCAAAAAAAGUACUUUGAUUACAAACGCAGAAAUAAAACAAGCAGUAAUAACAGUUCCAGCAGUGGGAGUAGGACACAAAGGCGGAGCAGCUCGAUUGGAAUAAGCAACAAUAUUUGUUGCUCCAACAACUUCAAAGGAAAUUAGUCAGUGUUUAUGACGUGUUGCCCUAAACGGCGAGCUAAAUGGAUAAUCGACGCCCAAGCGAGAUCUCUCCCGGAAGCUGUCUCGCUUCACGUUAUAUCAUCUCUCCUCCCUGCUAUUCCUAACAGUAAUAGUUACCCAUCGAACGGUUUCGGCGCUGCAACAGCUUUGUUAACAACUAACGUCAAACAGAACAGCUCUCUAUUGACGGCAAGGAAACGACAGGCCGCCAAGAACGGAAGGAUAUAUUUUCCAUACUUUUAUACCAUGAUGGCAAAGUGGACGGCAACAAAGUCAGCGAGAGCAACGACGAAAGCCUAAGCUGAAGCAGCAGAAACUCUAAAGGUAAACAUAACUUAAGCUACUUCGGCGCGACGGUUGGCGGUAGGCGACGGGCGUGCGUCAUGUUAAUGAACGCUACAAACGGGACACACUGUUGCUUUUGAUAAACGAGUUUUUUUUUUUUAGAAAACGGCCAUUAAUAGGAAAGAAGGAAACAGGCUCGAAAUAGCUAAAGGAUUAUUUGUCUUUAUCAAAAGGAAGUGGCGCUAAACAUUGAAGGAGGAAUCGAAUUUUAAUAACAGUAUUGAUAAUAACAAUAAUCGAGAUAAAACAUAUCUAAGUUGGCAAUAAUAGAAACGAGCCUUAUCAGCAUAAAUACUAGCGAAGCUUUUAUUAGAUCGGACACCAAAUGUCAGCGACGACAACAGCCGCUUAUUGAUUCGAUAUCGUCAACACCCUUUCUGAUGAGAAAUUAUACCGCCAGUGCGACUACUUUUCCAGCUCAAGGUUCUGUUGCGGCCGUCAUCGUCGCCUAUAACAAUUAUUUGAAGCAAAUACAAACUUUUCAUUAAACAGUGACUGCCCCGCGGAGGUUUCCGCAGCGGGAAGUUUGUCUGCGCAGCGGUAUGAUGAUUAAAUUGUUACAACAAAGGCUUUCUACUUUAUCCACGACUACCGCUCUACAGCAAACCGUUAGAGUUCAAGUGUCGCCAUCCGGCGUAAUUGCCGACCUCGUUGUGGGGGUGCGGCAGAGGGAAACCUUAUAGCGACGACGCAGUGAACGAGCAAAGUAGAGAUCUCUAAGACGUCAAUGUAAAAGCUGAUGACGAUGGCUACAGCCAAAAUGACGCUGACGACCACGUUCGUACCUCGAGUGCAUUGUUUUUAAUCAAGCUAAUAAAACCAAUAGGAAGAUAACAAAAGGCUCUAUUAGCAGCUGGAAAAUUACGCUACGCCAAAUGGCGACGCAACGACAGUACAGUUAGAAACAUCAACAAGCGACCGCAGUAAGGCCAACAGUUAUCGAGACAAUAUGGGUUUUCAUUAGUAUUACUCGCGAUCUAAGCCUUCGGAGCUUCAUUUAGGGCGAUGAAUUGCAGUGGUGUAAAAUCCGUGAAGUGAUGUGAUGUGAUCGGUGUUACCGGUAGCUGCAGUAGUCGUCGGCUGUAUCGGUGUGACUUUCUGUUGGAUUAUUGCUUGGACAUUGUGUAGAUCCCAGAAAUAUCGUCGUGUGAAAUUCGGUUUCAUCUGAGGUGGCUGGCACAACCAUAAUGAGGCCGUUAGCUUGAAGACCACUAGCGCUGACUGUAUGGGCCAGCUGUUUGUUGCCUCGUUACCCUCUGUGUGAGACGCUCAACUUAGCCUCAGAGAAACACCGAGUUGAGACGUCGGCCGAUCGGUCAGUCUAUAUAAUUCCUUCGAUCCUCGUUGUUGCUAUUCAGCGAUUGAUUGUGCAAUGGGUGUGUCGUAGGUGCAUCGUAGUCUUUAAUAAAGCGGUAUACAGUGGAAGGAGAUCGAAUGGAAGCGUUUGCACUUGAACAUCAUGGCCAUAUCUCACCGCAACGCCUUGCAUGGAUUUCAUAGACUGUACACCAACAGAUACCAUCAUACUAAUGAAAAUGUUCUGCUUUUAACUGGCAGUAGCGGCAGCACUGGUCCUUUUUCUGCUUUAACUGCCCGACCCAGCUCAGCUGAGCAAUUCGUGCUCUGGGAAGCCGCUGGCCAAUAGUUACGGUAGCGCACUAUUACAGGUUGAUAUGAGCCAUAUGAUUUUUGCAUCCGUUCAACUGCAAGGAAACAGGUCCACCAUGAUUGCCACCAACGUCGUGUCACUUGUUAAGAAGAUCGUGAAGACCGGUGAUGGCGAGAUCGGCUCUGCGGGCGGGACUGGGUCAGCCGCUGGUGAGGGCAGUACUAUCGGGGUGACUCGAGGUGGGGCGCUAUCGAAACUCAAACAGAGUGUCGCAUCGGGGAUUCAGGGUUUUUCUCAGCCUGCCAAGACACCCCCCACUACCCCUACAAAGUUGUUCAAUAGGGAACUCACCGGACACCUCACCGAGGAGGAGCGAUGCAUCCUCGAAAAGGUCUUCGAAAAGGAGCAGCAAUUCGAGAUGAUGCAAAAACAGGGGGCGUCCGGGGGAGCAUCCACGCAACUAGCUGCGUCUGACGGAACUAGUAGUCAGACAGAAAGUGGAGACGCUAAUAAUGACAAGAAAUUACCGGCCGGCAAAGGCAAAGCUAGCUUCGGAGAGUGUCGCAUCUGUCGUAAAAUGUUUUCCAAGGACGAGCCUAGGAAGGUUUGUGAUGAAUGCAAAAGUCCAAUUUGUGAGGACUGCGCGUCAUAUACUUCUGACAAUGUCACGAUCUGGCGCUGUAGUUUGUGUCGACGAAGAUGCACGAGUAUCGGAUUAGGUAUGGAUACCGCUUCUGGAGCAGCAGGGAUCCAUAGGGUACCUUCCGUCAGACGCAUGGAACAGGGUAGUGCUUGUCAACGAAGCCAACUCACUGACUUAGUGAGUCACACCGCAGGCGGAGGCACCCGCGCCUCCUUUAUGUUACCCGACUCGUAUAGGGAGGCACUCAUCAUGGAGAUCGAACAGCAACGCCAGCGUGAAGAGCAAAGUCGGCAAAAUGAGGACGGUAGCGCUGGUGCAACCAAUCCAAAUAGCCUUAGCACUUUAGCCAUAGGAAAACCCAUUAAGAGGGGCUCGUAUGCAGGAACGACCGAGUUUCAGAAAAAUACUCAAAGCGAUCAAGCCCGACCUGGAGGCGAGAGUUUGGGGGGCUCACCGAACCUGAGGCGCAACAGCAGUCGCUUGCAGCACCGUACGGAAAGUGCGGGUGAACGUGUCGAAGGCGGCAGCAGCAGCAGCAGACGAUCCUCGUCCGAAUCGACGGGUGCCCAUGGGAGUGGGAACGCGAGUGGCUCUAUGGGCGGGGGGCCGCUCCGUAGCAGUCCGGGGCACUCGUUUUCAUCACAUAAGACACACCAUGGUCAGAGCCAGCCCGACUCUCAACACGUGCCUUAUUCUGCGACGGCAACAGGAUCGGCAGCCUCGCAUCAUCGUGAUAUUACGUCGCUCAGCCAACAGCAAUUGCCGCAUGGCCAUUCCUUUUCGGAUGGAAGCGGUGAUGAAGACGACAGGGUCCGCUGUCCUGGUGGGGGUGCGCCAUCUGAAGGUGAAUCACAUUUGACACGACAGACCCCUCAGAGUGGUCGACAGAAGUCUCGCAGGAGGUCGAGGAUUCACCGACAGGACUCAAGAAAGGAGCGAAGACAUUCUAGCAAGGAUGAGGAAGGUAACAGCGAUCCUGAAUGGCAGGGACGUCCUGACGACUACAACCAACGAUACGAUCAGACCGGCAACCGUCGACGCUGUAGCUCAGAAAGCUCAGACAUAAGUGAUGUUAGCGGUGACUACUCUGCUCACUCGGACCGUUCGAGCUGCACUUAUGGGGGCUACUACAAGCCUCCGCUCUCUCCGGUACGCAAAUAUACAAUGCCUACCCAAAUGGGCCGACUGUAUGACAACGCGGUAACUGUGGCAACGGGGGGAAACACUGUGGUUACAGUAUCAGGCGAAACGACCCCACUUGAAGAUCAUGUAAGCAGGGUGGCAGGGCCAGGACCUCAUGGAGCUCCAGGAGGUCCCGUCAAUGACUACUCAGCCAACCAUCAUACACAUCUGCAUCUUGACCGUAAUAACAGUUACGACGCAACAGCAUUACUUCGAAGGUCCAUCCCCAGCGUCACUGUGGAUUGCGCUACUGAAAGCUUUUCUAACCUGAACAGAGGUUACGGCAACCACUACAUGAAUAUGUUUUACAACGACGGUUACUCAAAUAUUGACACGGAGCAGCCACGACGCUGUAGUACAGGUAGCGCAUUACCAAGAAUGGAGAUACCUGAGAAUCAACUCUCGCUGCUCACGGCCUGUCAUCCACACGGCGCCAAAUCGCUUUCAACACAUUCGCUGGAUCUGCCACGGGGCAGUAUUGAUCAGCGUAUGCCGUCUGAAUGCGAUCUCUCUGGUUUUAAGGGCAAACCCACGGAACGGCGCGCUUCAGCCCCCGAAGGCGAAAACAUCCGCAUCGUGAUAAACGACGUAGAUGGAAGCCUCCGGGGCGGGUCAGGCGACAGUACUGAAGGGGAGCCACGACAGCGGAGGGUUAUUCUGCAACGCGACAAGAACGACGCGUCGUGUCGCACUCGAGGCUUCGGCAUGCGCCUCAUGGGUGGCAAGCGGGGCCCUGAUGGACACCUCUACGCUAUUGUGUCGUGGGUUUUACUCGGAUCCUCAGCUGACAUCGCAGGACUUCAAAAAGGUUCCAUCGUUCUGGAAUGGAACGGCCAAAGUCUGGUAGAUAAGCCGUUUGAAGAAGUAUCGGAGAUUCUCGAUCAUAGCCCAGACGUAGUGGAAAUCCUGAUCGAAACAGGACGACGAAUGUCGCCCCUUUCGCCAAACGCUUCAAAUCCCAACAUACUUAAGACAGGCGACUUGGAGGACAAUGAAAUAGAUGGCCAGCUGGACCAACCCCGCGCUCCACCGAUAAGAAGAAACAGCGGAAGGAUGCUGCCCAGGCUACCCGGCGAACUUGGAGGCAGUGCCAGUGGAUCAGGCGUCACCGGGGGCAGUAUGGGCACCAUGGAUGAAGGGGAGAUGUGUGUACAGCUCUUCUACGACGAAGAACGGUCGGAUCUGGUUGUUCGGGUUUUGUCGGUAAGAGGGCUAGCGCCUCGAAAACAACCCGGCCGUCAGGAUACCGUCACAGCACUACACCGCGCAUACGUUAAGCUGAGGCUUAGCCCCGAUGGGGGGUUCACUGCGAUGAAAACCCCGGUAAGCGAACCAGCUGUUAACCCAGAAUGGAACAAAUCAUUCGUGUUUCCGUCUCUUGAACCUUCCGAACUGCAAGAGGCAUCUCUCAAGCUGUCGGUAUGGGAACAUCAGUCGACGCUGGGAAGUCAACCUGGGGGACAGUUCCUCGGCGACGUGACCAUCCCACUUCGAAUGGUCGUUCAAGACCCAGCCGCUGUUUCUGGCUCGCACUGGUACCGCCUUCGGUGCGAACGGGAAUCGCUACUGCCACCGCCGAUAUAGCAUUUAAACACUUGAUGGUAAAUGUAUUCGGUUGAGGGGGUUACUAGCACCGGAUCACCUUCAUUGCUGGAUUUCUGACGAACGUAACUUUCAUGGGACGACGUCUACCACUUAGGACAGGGUGUUCUCUUGUCUAGUUGUUCACAUCUGGGCCACAUCAAAAUGGUAAAAACAGCCGCCUCGAUUCUGUCGACCUUUGGAGCAUCUCUCUAUGUUCGUUGUGCACGCCUCAAGGACACGACUAGCUACCCCUCAUCUCUUUUGUGUAUACUUUGAAUAAAAGUGCUCUCAUCAAUGAAACACGGUCAAUGAGGCCCAAAAUUCGACACAGCCGAUUCUCUACAGCUGUUAAUCAAUCAUUUGUUCUAGCAGAUUGUGCCUCUAAGCGAUCAAACCUUGGAUCGGUUGUCGACAAUGAUGGCGACACUAGAAACGAGGAAAAUGGACGAUGAUGCCUUGAAAAGAUACGAGGAGAUGUUCUGCGUUUAUGUAGAAUGACCUAGAGAAAGCUACACGCGUGAGUACCGACAAUGAAGUCCAAACAAUCGAGCCACAGACCCCGCAGGUAUUCCAAAGCGUACGUUUACCAUUGGUGCCGCCGAUAAGCACAAUUCUGUCGAGAGAACAAAUGGUUAUACGCCGUGUUGGCUAGCUCAAUCGAGUCAUGAAGUCCGUGUGAGACGAAAUGACACGUGUCAUGCGUGAAACCGGCCGCAUCCCAUAGUGGCUGGGCGGUCAGCUAUGGCCGCACUCUCUAGACGUAGUGACUGCUUAUCUUUCUAAUCAACUAUAGCCAUUAGUGUUAUUAAAAUGAAAAUAAUAAUCCUCUAGGUUGCCACUAUCGCUGCUCAAAUAAAGAGAGUUCGAUUAGCGUUCGCCAAGCACUUUCUAUGCGAAACUGUAGGGUAUAUCCAAACCUUCUACUACAUAGACAACAAGCGAAGGAAAGCUAAACGAUAAGAAAGGACUGUUAUUAUAGAAUGAUGAUAUGCGAAACGGAAGACCGAAAUAGAAAUACCUAGAAGGCCAAAGCAGCGAAUUGUCAAUGCAAUCUGGAAGCUCCCAACAAGUAUCUUGAAUAACGUACGUCCAUGCACCGAUCUACAUGUUAGCGAAGCCAGAAACAAAGAAUAUGAAAGUGGAAAAUAUACGAAACAAUCGAUGUAGUCAACAAAAGCACACAACGUUAAGCAGAAGCAAUUCCUACGCCGACCAACGCAAGCACGUUCACCGCUACGUAACGUCACUGCAACCGUAAUAUCGAGUCACAACGCAACGCGUCGCGAUAAACUGCGUACUGCGAGAAUUCUCUGUAUUUUCUGUCUCUAAUUGCACCCCACAAACAAGAAUGACGCUAAUUCUAAAGUACACUAACACUUAUCUUACUCUUAACAGAACUGCCACUACAACUGGAAUACCUUUGCAAUCCACAUCAAUCCGCCUCAGCGCCAGAGGUAGAAAAAAAAAAAGAUUUUCGGUCUUCCUUUUUACCGAACUACCGUACUGCCCAAAACGCUAUGGCACCACAGCCGGGCCGCAACAUUCAAAUACAUAAUCGUGACUUGCACUAGACAUAACCUUGCCUUGCCCAACGGGACUGGUCAUAUUUUCACAAAAAUUGAACAAGCGACAUAUAAACACAAACAACGUAGCGGAACAAAGUGAGCUAAGCAGUACAAUGUUAGCUUCUCCUCACACUCAACGCUAAAUGGUGGACUAGCGGUACGUACCCGGUUGCCGCAAACGUAUCAUCCCGCGCACUUCAGUCUGACAGAGAUAACCUCCAGAACUCGGCAAGGCCAUCGGGUCAUUACGGGACGCGAGUGCUUGUUUCAAGCCCUGCAUGGUUCAAUAACGGGGCAAUGUAGAGCUGACUGGCAAAGCAGCCUGCUUGCAAGACACUGCGUUCGUUGAGGUGUACUGGUUCAACUUCCGCUACCAGAAUAGCUUCAGCGAUUCCAGCUGCUAACUGUAUGAAAACACCACGCACGACGAGAGAGUCAUUUCCUGAUGACUUCGCUUGUCGAGAGCUCUGUGGCAUAGGAACCAAAUCUGCGUUUUAAGAGUAUCCACAGUGCUCCGUGUGGCGCUGUUGUAGUCACAGCUCGAAAAAAGCACGCACUUUUACGAAGCUUCUGCUGAGCGAAAAUGUAUCAUAGAGACAGUGGAAGGAAAAUAAAUCAUGAGAACGAUUUUGCAGAAAUGACGAAAAAUGGAAAAAGAAAUCUUUCAAUUAAACUUCACAAUUUAAUUGUUAUCACAAUAAUAAUCAUAAUAUAAUAAUGAUAAUAAUUAACGCUAACAGAUAACGCAAGUAUAGUAUGCUAUAGACUAGGUAUGUAUAAUUAAUAAUGUUACCUUAAUCAGCAACAACACAAAUCGCUGAUACCCGGAUGCACGACAGCUGCGCCAUCGUUUUCUAAAACUGAGCAUUCAAUUCCUCUAAGGCUACUCAAACUCCCAUUAGUUCUCACGCCAUUCAUUAAUACAGAGAGAUGCUACCACAUUGACUUUCAAAAAAAAAAAAGACGAAAAGCACCAUAUUUGAACUACGGCAGACAUUCGAAUAUAUCAUCGUAUGUUAUUGGAGCUCGAACACACACCCGCCAUGACAAAUGUUACGAAGUAACACCAAAAAUCAUAAGAGUCACGUACGUUACAUGUCAUAAAAUUGCUUGAACUGUUCCAUUACUGUCUCCUACGGAAUCAAACGGCUAAUUAGCCAUACCUCACUCUAACCCUCCUCAAUCUAUAGCUUGAUCUAGGCACCUGUUGGCGUCCAUCCGUACACUUGGCCUUGCCAUGGAAAAUCUAAACAUCAACCGUCAAGAAAUUCUAUUCCGUUAACCUACCAUUAACUAAUUCUGAUGCGCUAAGUUGAAUCUUUUGACGAAUUAUGCCAAUUUUAGAUUAUUCCACCUCUAUUAGGUGCCUCCAGCUGUAUUCAGAUAUCAAUGAAGCCUACGAAUUGUACAAAACGGAUCAAUCUCACUCGACCUUCUACCUUACUACUUUGAUUGACCGAGAGGAGGUCACAAUAUGGUUAGAUACGUUCAGUAAUUAUCUCCUCAUUCUAGUCGGGCAUCAACGAAUGAUAGGCUAUUGCCUAACCAUGCAUUACUCUACCCAUUGUCGUAGAAACAGCCGUUCCUCAUAGCAUUAAACACGACGGUUAAGCAGCAGUUUCAGUAUCUAUCGGAAAAACAAAAGGCACGUUACCGUUUAAUCAGCAGAAUAGGCCAAAACUCUUCAUAUAUUGUUUUAAUAACAUCGGCACUACGUCAGCUUGAUUCCUAAUAGUACAGUCUAUAGAUACGGGCUUAUUCGUCAACAUAUUGAAUCGAAGGGGAAGACAGAGUAGUCAACGAUCAGGGAACCCGAUCACUCACACACGUUCAAGGAGGGAUCGCUUGAAUCCAAUCAGGUUGACCUGUCACAGAGAACCAGUUGAUUAAUCGACCGUCGAUUCUGAUCAUUACGGCAUUGACAUCGUGCUUGAUACCUUAUUUUUCUACUCCAAUAUGCUGUAUAAUAGUAUAGCAAGACAUGUGAAGACGUAAAAGCAGACGAAUAGAUAAACUAAGAAAUAAACAAACACGACUCCCUCUAACCAACGUGUCUCGAUUUUUCUACGCGUGCGUUUCCGAGCAACUCACUCAUGAAUGAUUAAUAUUUCUAUUAUAACUGCUACUGCUAUUAUCGACAUGAACUACCAUUGCUGUAAACAGAUGUAAACAUGAUGUAUUGGCACCUGAAGAUUAUACAAACUUAACAACAGGUAAUAAUUAUAUUAAAAUACAUGUUAUAAAUAGCACUACUCGUAACAACGGCAACAAUGUUGUUGGUUAGGGACAACAAAACAGUAAAUAAUAAUAAUACCGAUAAUAAAUAGUCAUGAUAUCAAUUGUUGUAGUUAAUAACUGUUACAUAAAAUAGGCCCGCGCACAGAAACGUAUACAGGGGAAGGCGGCAUAUAUAUACACUCGUAAAUAUCAUCAAAUGUGGUGAAGCCCUGUGUAAGAAAGCAUAGAACCACGGCACCAGAGUACGCGUUCGAUAGCCGAGCAUAGCGACUGUGAACGAUUUGAGACCACCUGGAUUAAGCGGCUGGCUCUCGCAUACGUCCACGUGACGCCGUCAGCUUGAAGCCAGUUGUGGAUCGAUACACACGCUUAUAACAACGAGCAAUAGGCGAGCGCAAAACGCUCGACAGACGCACACAAUAUUUGCUUGAACUAUAGCCAGCAAGCUCCACGAUAUAUUCAAAAUUUACCAAUACGCAUGUUAUAAGGAGCGAGCAAUGUAUCCAUUUCGAUAGACCUCGCUCCGAUUUCGAUAGACCUGGCAACCAACCCUCGACUAAUAUCGUCAGUACACGUAUACUACAUCAAUAGAUAAACAGGUAACUUCAGGGACAUGCAAACAACUUAGUUAACAUUCAGCCUAUGAGCAGAUUAUACAAGUUACAAUAUAUGAAACCUUCCAGUUAGCCUAAGGAAAAAAUGAGGCAUUUAGAAGCUUAGUAUAAUUAAUAUAAUAAACUAUAGAGGUGAACGGAUGGAAGCAGGUGGUGUAGUGGAGUGGCAAGCAUGGCCGAAUGAAUACAGUAGAAGAAGCCCUUUGGUGCGU
Molecule: messenger RNA, 10410 nt
Organism: Varroa destructor (honeybee mite)
Lineage: Eukaryota; Metazoa; Arthropoda; Arachnida; Mesostigmata; Varroidae
Gene: Fife
Product: regulating synaptic membrane exocytosis protein fife
Biological process (GO): exocytosis; regulation of membrane potential
Cellular component (GO): membrane
Molecular function (GO): transmembrane transporter binding; small GTPase binding
Source: RefSeq, a predicted model, not a curated record